GUACCUCCAUAGGGAGGCAGCUUCAUAAAAAUGGAAGUGGCAAUGCCUAUGACGGGCAGCGCCAUCGACUGUUAUGAAGACAUGUUUAAAGAAAUAACCAGAAAACUAUACGGAGAAGAUGGAUUACCUGAUUUGAGUGCCAAUGAUAGAUUAGCAUCUACAAGCCAAGACCGAGGUUUAACUCCGAUAGAAUAUGAAGUUGAUAAUCCCUUACUAAAACCCGAAGAACAUUUAACAGCUUUCGGUUUGGCAGCCCUGAUGCAGAAUGGUUUCCCAACUAGCGGAAUACUAAAUUCUGGAUUUCAGUGUCACAAACCGAAUCCUGGUAUAGUUUUAGGUACGGUAUUGGAGGACAAAUGGAUACCUAGUGACGAUAAUUUACAGUGGACGCAGUCCAAGAUUGCUACGUAUAAUCCUGCGCAAAAGCUCUUUAGGUGUUCUGAAUGUGAUUGCGUGGGUUAUUUGAUCAGAGUUGCAGAACACUGGCUUGGAACCCACUCUACAGUGAGGGCUUUUCAUUGUCCCCAGUGUCCGUACGAGAGUGCAUGGGCCAGGUGUGUUAGAAUACACCUGAAUCGUCAACAUAAUAUCAAUACUGAUGAAUCUUGCGACACGUUAACAAAGGAUAACCCUGUUCUUCAAGAGAUUGUUAAAUUUUUACAGAGACUAAAAAUUAAAAUUGAAAGUAAUUGUGGAAAACCAGCUUCCAGUACUGCUUCACAGAAUGAAGACUUCCAUAAUCAAACAGUCAGUAAUCCUUCUUCAACUAUUCCAGUAAGUUCGCAAGUGAUGGGAAGUUCAUCUUCCAGUAACUCUGAGCAAAGUAAUACAGCCAGUAAACGAUACAGUUGUACAUUCUGUCCAUAUGCCACGGACAGGAGGGAUCUUUUCACGAGACAUGAAAAUAUUCACAGAGAAGAGAAACCUUUCCAGUGUUAUGUCUGCCAAAAACAGUUCAACAGAGCGGACCACGUUAAAAAGCACUUCCUCAGAAUGCAUCGGGACCAUCCAUAUGAUUUGAACAGAAUAAGGAGGCACCCUCCAAAAAAUGCCUCUGGGAUGUCUUAUUAUCAAAAGUAUAACAAUUCCAAUGCUUCGAACCAAUCCAGUGAUCUCUCCACUAUAAGUUCCUUAUCGAUUCCUGGUUUCAAUAACAUGUCUAGAAACUUGAGUAAUGCCCGAGUACAACCGGAUCUGAAAAACACUGGUAAAUCAGGAAACUUGUCCAGAGGUAGCGGGAAGAAAAAAGGAGAGAAACGUUUCACUUGUUGCUACUGUUCAUGGUCCGGAGUUGAUAACUGGUGCCUUAAGAGACACAUGAACACUCACUUGAAACCAUUUAUUUGUGGACUGUGCGAUUACAAAGCAGCCAGAUCGGAAAGGCUUGCAACUCAUGUUCUAAAAGUUCAUAACAAGAGGGCAUGUGGAAAAUGCAAUUAUCUAGCUGACGAUUUGACGCAAUUGUCGGUACAUCAACAGGAGCAACACCCGCUGGAACAGAGAAACCGCUCAAAUGGUAAUAUCUUAAGGACUAAUUCUUUCAACGGCAGUGCUUCCGCUUCCACUUCCAAUUCGAUGGUGAAUACGAAUACAACCUCUUGUAGUCAGACCCAGGAACUGUUGAAGACCCAUGAUUUGAGCACAGCAGCAGCUUUACUGCAGCAGAGUAAUCGUUUCCUACAAACAGAUGUUAAGACGUGGAAAAAUCAUAUACCUAAACAACACGGAGCUGCUCGUCUCUUCAAUUACAUGGAAGCAAGCGAUGGAUCAGAACCUGAAAGCGAACCUCGAUCAGCUGAAGACAUGAGCAGAGUUAAUCUGACCCACAGAAUCCAGUCGGAUUUUCCUGAGGCGGGAGAUGUUGGUAGCCAGGCUGACGAGGACAAUGGAGAAGAAAUGGAACUUCCCUUAUUCGUCUGCCAAACGUGCGGUUGCGAGUUCGAAGAUGACUUGUCUCUCGAUACACACCAGUACACGCACCGGCACAGUGCCACAUCUCCCGCCAAAAUUGACGAUUCCAAAGAGAAUGUCGAUCCGGAUUUGAAGUAUCGUUGUCGUUUAUGUGACUCAGCUUUCGACAACCAGUUCCUGAUUAUUACGCACAUGCUGAUCCAUUCUAGUCUAGCUUCGAAAGCUAAUUUACCAAUUUUGUCGCAUGGAAAACGACCUAGAAAACAGGUUCAUCCAAAGAAGAUUGUCCUACCCUUUUGGGACACCGAUGAGGUAGAAGUACUAAGGCAUUUGAACAGCAAGUUGAGGAAGUGGCGAGGAGCUGGACUUUCUCCCUCCGGUGGUAUUAAUAAGUUAGUUGACAAAUACAUGGCUCAGCUAGUGACUCGGCGUGGACUUACCUGUACUUGGUGCAAAAAUACGGGUUUGAGCAGGUAUCACACGAAGAGAAGUCUUGCGCUCCAUUAUUUGUGGAGGCAUUCUAAAAAAAGAUAUCAAUGUGAGCACUGUGAUAUGGUUUUUCGGCAUAGAUACCAGUGUGUGUUACAUAGCAGUCGUGCACAUACGAACCAGAAGACACAACUUGUGCCUAUGGUGCUUCCCAAAGAAGCAACUCAUUUGUCACUAGGUGCCGAAUCUGUAGGUUCUUCCCAGGACACCAAUCUUUUCUUCACUAACUCUCAUACUGUUUAUGUACCUGAUACAACAAUGUCUAAUGCACAUAAAAUAGGAAUGUCCUUUUUUGACCAUUCAUUCAUCCAUUCGACUAAUGCUAUAAAUAACCAUAUGCCAAUUAUUAUACCAACUUUCCCACCUAACUGAAUUCAGUUUUCGAAUCAGAUCAGGUUCAACUAAAAAAAGUGACCUUCGAAAAUUCUCUCUGUAGGCUAUAUUUUCCAAAAUUAUUAUCAAAACGUGUUUUUAUUUUGUACAAAAUCAAAUUUGAUACCAUGUGAAAAGUUGUCGUUUUUAUACAAUAUUUUCUCUUUGACGUUUUCAAAAAUUGAAACGUGUGCAAUAUUUGUUCGUUAUAUUUAUUUUAGUUCUUUAUAAAUUUUCUGUUACAGAAAAACAUAAGCCAUCUCGAAUUCCAGUUAUGUGUUAUUGAUAUGAUAAUAGACAUACCCCUCGGUGGGGUACGAUCUUGAGCAGGAUUGGAGUCAAGUGAUGAUUUGUUUAAAGGAUCAUAUAUUUUUUUUUCAGUGCUUUUUCAAAGCUAUUUUUUAAUCGAAAGGGUCACUCUUUCUGAGCACAGCUUUGAGUUUUUGACUUGCCAAAGUGGGACGUUAAAAGUUCACUACUACCAAUUUACUUUUACUUUCAAAGUAGUAUUAUGCUUCCAUCUUUUUUUUUCCAAACAGUUUUGGACGUUCUGAAGCAUUUUUGUUGCAAUGUGCUGAUAUUCAGCAAUAGUGAACGGUCUCGAAUCAGCUGACCGUAAGGGCCAAUCCGCUGGAACAAUCGAACAAUCCAUCUACCAGAAAAGAUUUUAUUCAAAUACUGACGAGAAGGAGGAUGAAAUAUAAACUCAUAAUCUUUGUAACGGGCACCCAGUCAACAUUAUCUGCAGUGACUUCUAUAAAUUACAAGUAGGAAGAUAGCAAGUAUCGAAAUCCAAGUCUUAUAUAGUAAAUAAAGAAGUAAAGCAAUUAUUGCCCUUUUUGUAACAGCCUAGUGGUUUUUCGAAUAGUUAAGAAAACCCCAUAUUAGUGUUUGACAUUCAAGUAGUAUACCAAAUAUCAGGACUAAAAACUUUAUAGAUGUUCAGCUGUUUCGGGUGUCAUUUUAUUAGACGCUGUCCAUUCAGAGAUUGCAUAUUGUAGAAAUGAUGGUUAUCGUUUACUUAGAAAAUUUACUCUGCAAUAAAAUGAAAAUAGAUCUUUUUUUUUCAUACUAUCCUCUAGGGUUACGACUUUCGAUAAUAGAAUUUUUGCGCCACAGUCGGUAGCCAAGAUUUUGAGACAACAGUUUGCUGGUGACUUCAAAGCACAUAUUGAUGAAUCGCCAAUUUUUAGGAUAUCUUGAUUUCAGUCUUUUGAAACAUGCCUUAAUCAGAAAUAAAAGUAAAGCAUAUUUGUUUGCCGAUUUUUUGAAAUUAUAUACAGUUGGUUGAUGCUUACUUUUACAUUUAUAUCAUCUAUCAUCCUGAUGAUUAAAUUUCAUUGAGAGUCAUUAUUAGAAGUUCUGGAAUGUGUGAAUGAAGGAAAUCCUGUUUGGUUAAAGUAUAAUAGUGCGGAAUAUAUUUAAUAAAGUUCAUAUUUCGAAUAUGAUGCGGUUUUUGAGAUGGCAUUAUGAAUUUCGACAAAAUUAUGUUGGUACAUGUUUAUUAUAAA
Molecule: messenger RNA, 4283 nt
Organism: Leptinotarsa decemlineata (Colorado potato beetle)
Lineage: Eukaryota; Metazoa; Arthropoda; Insecta; Coleoptera; Chrysomelidae
Gene: chn
Product: zinc finger transcriptional factor charlatan
Source: RefSeq, a predicted model, not a curated record